AUGUCAAUGGAUUCAAAACUUCGGGUUUUAAGCGUUGGUAGCAACGCAAUUUCUGCUUUUAUAGGCUGGCGGUUAUCAGAAAGUAAGGCUUGUCAUACAAGUCUUGUUUGGCGUAAUCGAAGUGAAAGCGUCAUGUCUGAGGGCAUCCGUAUCCGUUCCAGUGUAUUUGGUUCAACUAAAUGGAAGCCUGAUGUUGUCGUGCCUACGAUUGAGCAGCUCGUAACAAAUAACGAACCUUUCGAUUAUGUAUUUGUGUGCCUAAAAAUAAUUCCUUCUGUUUAUGACCUUGGUACUGCUAUAAAAGAUGUUGUUACCCCUGGUCAUACCUGUGUUGUAUUAAAUACUACCGGAAUUGUUGGUGUCGAAAAAGCUUUACAAGAUACGUUUCCGAAUAAUUCUAUUAUCUCUUUCGUUAUUCCGGACCAAUUUGCUCAAAGAGGACCAAUGCAGUUUGAGCAUACUGCAUUCGCUGCCGAUACUGCUAGCAGCGUCAUGUAUUUAGGAUUAACUGACGAGGAAGAUGAAAUUCCAGACUCAGUUCAGGACGCUAUGAUUGAAACACUAACGUUAACUCUGGAAGCAGGCGGUGUAUCCUGUUCAUUUUUACCUAAAAUACAACAAAAACAGUGGGAAACAGGAAUUGGCCAUAUGGCCUUUUUUCCUAUUUCCAUUCUAAAUGACGAACCAAAUUUGUCUUUAAUAUAUAAAGCCAGUUCUUUUGUAAAAGUCAUUGAUGGUAUUAUGAACGAAGCUUUGUCCACUGCCGUGAUGCAGGGUUGUGAUUUUCCUCUGGAAAAACAAGAUUCAUUGAAACGAUUUAUAGUAAAUCGAAUGUUAGCAGCUCCUCGUCCCUCAUAUAUAUAUCAGGACUAUCUAGCUCAUCGCCCUUUGGAAGUAGAGGUGUUGUUAGGAUACCCCGUUCAAAUUGCCAAUCAAUAUAAAGUAUCAGUGCCAUAUAUGGAAACCAUUUUUGCAUUGUUUGAAGCGAAAGCUAAAAAGAACCUUACUUCCGCUCCAGCUGUCCCUCAUCCAAUCCCAGCUGUCGCCUCUAGUCGAAUAUCACCAGUUGGUUUAACUUCUCGAUCUCCGUCUCGCUCUACCGUCGGUACGUCGACUAGAAUGAGUAGUGUGGAUGAUCUCAUGAACAAGCGACAGUUUGCCUCUUCACCAGCUUCGCAAGCGCCCUCUACUCGAUCAAUGUAUAAGAUUCCAAGUGCAUCCAUGGUAAAUUUGUCUUCACCCGUUGUCACAUCAUCAGCAGACCUUGGAGGAAGAGCAAUGCCAACGCGAUUUACGGGAAGAAAUAUGCGUGGAAGCCCGUUUACCAUGAACAAAGCUGGAUCGGUGUCAGAUAUUCUAAGUAUGUCGGAUGGAUUGGUCCCUAAUGAUCCUAGUGAAACUGCGUCAGUUGCAGGAGGGGCACCUUCUUUUGAUAUGCUGACAUUGACGCAACGAAGGAAUCGUAGAAACUCACAGAUGUCCUCAUCUUCCAUGGGUCUUCCAUCGAGCGCUCCGUCUUCGGGUGAUCGCCGUUAUACUUGGACUGGCCGUCCACCACCACCCAACAAAGGCUUUACUGAACCCGUCAUUCCAAUUUUAGAAGACCCAAUGACGGCUUUGUAUGAUACUAGUCGUUACCCAACGAGACCUCCAGGUAGUAGCGCAUCAUCAAUAAAUGGCAAGUCUACUCCUAAAGCAUCCCGACCCCCUUCGAUUGCAUCUACGUCGACUACUCCUCGAAGAUUUGGUUAA
Schizosaccharomyces cryophilus OY26 is the source of this 1752-nucleotide messenger RNA. RefSeq names its product oxidoreductase. Gene Ontology annotation, molecular function: oxidoreductase activity. The coding region runs from base 1 to 1752 and encodes 583 amino acids. The record is from RefSeq and is a predicted model, not a curated record. The transcript has 4 exons. NCBI's taxonomy places the organism in Eukaryota, Fungi, Ascomycota, Schizosaccharomycetes, Schizosaccharomycetales, Schizosaccharomycetaceae. Gene Ontology annotation, cellular component: cytoplasm.